Molecule: messenger RNA, 1213 nt
Organism: Fukomys damarensis (Damara mole-rat)
Lineage: Eukaryota; Metazoa; Chordata; Mammalia; Rodentia; Bathyergidae
Gene: Anapc16
Product: anaphase promoting complex subunit 16
Exons: 5
Coding region: 118-615 (165 amino acids)
Biological process (GO): protein ubiquitination
Cellular component (GO): cytosol; anaphase-promoting complex; kinetochore
Source: RefSeq, a predicted model, not a curated record
CUUGCGCGGGCGCCACUGUCUCGUCGUUGUGUGCGCGACCACUCUGGCUGGCUCUGGGGGCGGGGCUGUGGGGGAAAGUGCUAAAGCCGCUAAGGGAAGUCAAUUCUACUCGAGGAAAUGGCUGCCUCUUCAUCGUCCUCCUCAGCUGGUGGGGUCAGUGGAAGUUCUGUCUCUGGAUCUGGGUUCAGUGUCUCAGACCUCGCUCCACCACGGAAAGCCCUUUUCAACUACCCCAAAGGAGCUGGGGAGAUGCUAGAAGGCCAGGGAUUUAGCUCAGUGGUUCUGCCACCUGCCUCACAAGCAAAUGGUCCCAAGUUUGAUCACCAGUACCAAAAAAAAAAAGAAAUCUUCCUUUUCAGCCAACAUCCAGAGUCCUCCCUUGAAGAUGGCUCUGAAAGAUUCCUCUGUGAGUCCGUUUUCAGUUACCAGGUGGCAUCCACACUUAAACAGGUGAAGCAUGGUAAGCGUGAGAGCAUGUCGUGCUGGACUGGCUGUGCAAAUCAGCAAGUUGCUCGGAUGGAAAAACUAGCUGGUUUGGUAGAAGAGCUGGAGGCUGAUGAGUGGCGGUUUAAACCCAUUGAGCAGCUGCUGGGGUUCACACCCUCUUCAGGAUGAUGUCACCUGGAUGGUCACCUCUGGGGCACAGCCGGUGCAGAGCCGAUGAGGGGACGCUAUACAGCUUACACAGGCACCCAGAGAGUCCCUGCUACAUCGAUGAACUGCUUAUUUACCUCCAUACUUGGUUUUUCUGUAUCUGUCCACAGGCAACAAAUACUUAAGUGUGUGAUCUUGCAGGGAAAGUUUUUGUUUACUUGCUUGAAAAAUUACUGGGAGUGGGCUGGGGAUGUAGCUGAGUGCUGUUGUGCCUGCCUGGCAAGGGCAAGGUCCAGAUCCCGAGUUUGAUCCCUGGUACCAAGAAAAAAGAAAGUAUUGGGAAUCACAUUAAGACAAUAGGUUUCAGGUCUGGGGAUUUAGCUCAGUGGUGCCGCCACCUGCCUGGCAAGUGCAAGGUCUUGAAUUCGAUCCCUAGUACCAAAAAAAAGACAGUUGGUUUCAGAGAACUAGGGAAUUUAGGUUCAAGAGAUAUUUAUAGGGCUGGGAGUGUAGCCCAGUAAUAGAGUGCUUGCCCGGCAUGCCUAAGGCCUGGGUUCAAUCUCCGGUUCUCCAAAAACAGUUUUUUGGUUUUUGGGGUUUUUUGAGACAGGGUCUCACU